Messenger RNA from Panicum hallii, 480 nucleotides. Its product is annotated as nucleolar transcription factor 1-B-like. The record is from RefSeq and is a predicted model, not a curated record. The transcript has 2 exons. NCBI's taxonomy places the organism in Eukaryota, Viridiplantae, Streptophyta, Magnoliopsida, Poales, Poaceae. Bases 1 to 480 code for a protein of 159 amino acids.
AUGGCUUUACAAAACUGGCCUUAUGCCAAUGAGGCAAACAAGACAAACGAGGCAAACAUCAGAGUUCUACUGCAGCGGUCCCACAACAUCGUGGCUCCAUUCCUAUUGGCAUUCUUGGGUGCGGAUGAUGACGAGUCCCUGACCGACGGCGAAGACCUCCUCCUACUCCUUGGUGAUGAGCUGGAGGAAGAUGACGAAGACGACGCAUCCUGGGAAGAGGACUUCUCCUCUUCUUCGGAAGAAGAAGCUAAUUCCUCCUCAACCGAGGAGGAUUCAGUAGCAGGAAACUUCCUCCUUGGCGGAUCGUCGGAAGAUGAUGACGACGAUGAUGACGAAGAAACCGAAGACAACAACGGCUUCACCACCACCAGCAGCAGCGGAGACGAUGGUAGCGACGUCGACGGCAGCGGCGGCGAUAGCGACGUCAGCAGGGCUCCACCAACCAAGCGCCACAAGACCUCCGGCGUCUACUGGUGGUAG